AUUGGAUGUACAUCUUCCUGAAUUUCUUCCCGUCUUUCUAUUUAUCGUACCAAAACCAAAUUCUAACUUCCUCAAAUUUACCUUGCAUUUUUCGCUAAUUUGCCCCUUUUUAAGCUCUGUAAAUACUUUUAAUUGAUCCCAAAAUUGCUUAAUUCGAUUCUACUGUUUAUCUUCUGAUCUAUUUCUGCAAAUCCCUUUUUUAUUUUUUUUCUCUUAAUUAAUUUAAAUAUAUUUGUCCUUUUUCACGAGAAAAUUCUGAAGAAACCAUGAGGAAGAAGCUCGAUACUCGUUUCCCUGCUGCUCGGAUAAAAAAGAUUAUGCAAGCUGAUGAAGAUGUUGGGAAGAUAGCAAUGGCAGUUCCUGUUUUAGUUUCAAAGGCAUUGGAACUGUUUCUGCAAGACCUUUGUGAUCGUACUUAUGACAUAACCCUUCAAAGAGGAGCCAAAACUAUGAGUUCUCUUCAUUUAAAACAUUGUAUACAUAGCUUCAGCAUGUUUGAUUUUCUGAAGGACGUGGUGAGCAAGGUUCCUGAUUAUGGUAAUUCUGAGGCAAAUGCAGAUGACCGAACUGCUAUGAAGAGAAGGAAAUCUGCUGUUGAAGAGUAUCAUGACAGUGAUGAAGAGUUGAAGAAAAGCAGGAUGCAAGAAAUGAGCCAUGCCAGCGGCAGUGGUAGAGGUAGAGGGCGAGGCCGAGGGAGAGGUCGUGGGCGGGGAAGGCCCCCAUUAGAAAGAGAGGCACCCUCUCACCAUGAGAUGGAAGCCGAGCCAUCGACAGUUUUUGAGCCCAUCAACAAGCCCUGCCCUAUCCAAGUACCCAACACAGACGAUGAUCCCAAUAAACCAGAUCCAAUGAAGGAGAGUCCAGUUGUAGGUGAUGCAGACACGGCAAUCCGGAAUUUCGAUUUAAAUGCUGAUGUAGUAGCUGCUGAAAACCAGGAAGUAGGACCCACUGUAACAGCAGCAGAAAAUGCUGCUGCAUCAGUUGAACAUCCUCCUGAAAGCAAGAAUGAAGAGUUGCUCUCUGAGGUUGAUGGGAUGGCCAUCGACCCACAUCAGAUUGCCCAAUUUAACUCAAGAAUAGACGAAGAUGAGGACUAUGAUGAAGAGUAGCUGGCAAAAGUGUCAAUGUAGGAGAAAAUAGGAGAAAAUGUAGAUGAAAGUGGAGACCUAUUCCUUGGGGGGGUUAAGGAAAGACACUAGAAUUCUUUAAUUAUGGUCUCUGCUGGAUCUCUGUAUAAUUGAUGAUUAUUAGGUUUUCUAAUUAUUAGGUUGUAAGGCUUGCAUUGUUAUCAUCUUUAGUUGCAGAAAUUUUUAACGUAGUUGGAUGUUACAGUGCUCAGUCUCAUCAUUUUCAGAGUACUCUGAAUGUUUUUUCUUAA
Molecule: messenger RNA, 1378 nt
Organism: Chenopodium quinoa (quinoa)
Lineage: Eukaryota; Viridiplantae; Streptophyta; Magnoliopsida; Caryophyllales; Amaranthaceae
Product: dr1-associated corepressor-like
Exons: 6
Coding region: 267-1109 (280 amino acids)
Biological process (GO): regulation of DNA-templated transcription
Cellular component (GO): nucleus
Molecular function (GO): protein heterodimerization activity
Source: RefSeq, a predicted model, not a curated record